GACGCAUCGUACGAAGUACAUAUACUAGUCCUAACGUUAGUAGAUGUAAAUGAAAAAGAACCCCACACUGCUCUACGCACACACACGAGUCCCCUACUAACCCUGCACUCAUUGUUGAAUUUGCUUCAUGAAGACCAUUGCCAUUCUCGCGCUCGCCUCGUCGGCUGCAGCAUUUGCCCCGGAGGAUAUCGGCCUGAACAAUACCACCGCCGGUUUGUUGCGAGGCCCCGACAGAAAACUCCGCACCAAAGCCCAAGUCCAAGCGAUCCAAGACGACGCGGACGUCAACCGCAAGUGCCACACGACCAACGGCGGGUACCUCCAGACUUUGAAAGCUGGCGAGUACUCGGCCAGCAAAUUCUACAAUUGUUUCCGCACGUCGGAGCAAAUCUUCGAGUACGUGGAUGCGUUGGUGGCGCAUAACCCGACUUUGUUGAAAAAAGAAAAGAUUUCGAGCACCGUCCGAGGCAAGUCUAUCUACGCAUACAAACUGACCAGCGGCGCGUCCAAGCCCAGGUCGUUGUACUACCAAAGCCUGGCUCACGCCCGGGAAUGGAUCGCGGGGUCGUCCAACUUGUUUACGUUGUCUUCGAUUCUGGACGACAUUGCCAACAAGAAACCCACGGCGGCCGACAAGUUCAACUUGUACUUUGUGCCCAUCGUCAACAUUGACGGGUACGACAUCUCGUGGAACGGCAACCGGUACCAGCGCAAGAAUGCCAACGAAGUCGACUUGAACCGUAAUUGGCCGUCGUUCUACGAGAACCCCAACCCCCCCGCCCCCUCGGCCCAAACUUACCCUGGCCCGCGUCCGGGGAGCGAGCCGGAAACUAAGGGGAUUGCGCGGUGGCUCCAUACCAAGAACUCUGAACUCGCCGGCUGGGUGGAUGUGCAUUCCGUCUUGGGGGCGAUCUUCUACCCUUAUGGCGACACGACGGAACCCAUCGGCAACGGAGAUGACGCCAAGUUUGCACUGCUCGGCCGCAACGUUGCCGCCGCAACCGGUGGCGGAUACAGAUGGCAGACAGCGGGUUCCUACGCACCUGGGUACGGGGCAUUGGACGACUACCUCUAUCGCACGUACAAGAAGCCCGUGUUGACCAUCGAAGUGGCUGGUUCUGAUUUUGUCGCCCCCGUGUCGACCAUCCGUACCCGUGGCACGGAAAUCUUCAAAGCGUUGACUCAAUUUGCUGACGAAGUUUUGACUUUCGAGGGCAACGGCGUUGGGAUUCCCACUCCUGGGGGCAAUGGCGUUGGGACUGCCUCUGCCGGGGGUAACAGCGUUGGGACUGCCUUUCCCGGGGGCAACAGCGUUGGGACUGCCUCUGCCGGCGGCAACGG
Molecule: messenger RNA, 1341 nt
Organism: Aphanomyces astaci
Lineage: Eukaryota; Oomycota; Saprolegniomycetes; Saprolegniales; Verrucalvaceae
Exons: 1
Biological process (GO): proteolysis
Molecular function (GO): metallocarboxypeptidase activity; zinc ion binding
Source: RefSeq, a predicted model, not a curated record